UGACUCUCAUGAAGAUGCCUGUCAUCUCUUUUGUGCGUCUAGGAUACUGUAGCUUCUCCAAGUCCAGAAUCCUCAACACACUGCUCAGCCCUGCCCACCUGAAAUCACACAAACUCUUUCUCCAUCAGGAGUUGCCUGUUCUGGUGCUUCCCCAGCAGAUCUCUGAUGGCCUGGUUGAGGUAACAUGGAGUUUUCCUGAUAGUGAUGGUCUAAAGGAAAACCCCAGUUUUUUCCAGAAAGCUGUUGCUGUGGCCAACCUUCGUGGGGAUAUAGAAAGUUUUUGGACACAGUUUGGUUUCUUGAUGGAAGUUUCCUCUGCUGUGUUUUUUUUCAUUGACUGCCUAGGUGAGAAGGAAUGGGACUUGCUAAUGUUUUUAGGAGAAGCUGCCACUGAAAGAUGCUACUUUGUCCUCAGUCCACAGGCCAGGGGGAAUGAGGAGGCUCAGAUUUCCCAGAGGAUCCUGAAGUUGAAGCCAUCACAGCUGCUGUUUUGGGAGGAGGAGGAAGCUGGAGAGACAGGGAGGAACAUGGAGGGUCUUCAAGCUGCCCUGAAAGAAGUGAUGUCCUCUUCACUCAGAUGUAUGUCUGUGGAGGACAUUGCACCCCUGGCCAGGGAGUUGGGGAUACAGAGAGACCACGACUUUGAGAACAUGCAGGGGAUUCAAGUUUCCCCUACUGAAAACUUGGCUGGAACAGCUGAAGAUGAGGGACCACAAAGACACAGUCAGCCAAAAAACUCAUCUGAAAGCCCCGCUUAAAUGUCAGUAAGAGAGGCUGAGGCUAGAUGUGAGAUCAGCCCAAAUCUUCAGAAUUUCCAUCUCACCCCAGUAUUCAUGCCUCUUCUGAAAAACUGCUGUCCUUUUCCAACCAGAAAUGGAGGUAAUUUUAACCGUGUUUCUUUGACAGCCCCCUGGGUUAUGGUCUCCCAGUUUUGGUUAGAGCAGAGGUCUCAGAGUUUCCAUCCUUCACCCUUUCAGAAUACAAGGGCCCAUAGUCCGGGUAAAGUUUUGGGAUUCAAUAAUUCCAACCUCAGAGAUUUUAUUCAGGUGAAAGAUUUAUGAAAUUUUCAAGAACUGCUCAGGGACGUCACAUGGAUAAAACUUUUGGGAGACCACCAAGACCCAUUUCUCAGCAUGUACAGGCCUGGUCUGAGAGACCACAGAAAAUGGGAGCCCUUGAAAGGUCUGGGGAAGUGGACUCCCAGGGAGGUCGCCUCCGUUCCCUGGGUUCACAGCCAGCAAGAGCGGUUGGGAAGUCACAGCCUAGGCAAGUCUGUGCCUAGGGAACACGGCCAAAUGAGGCAAUUAGAAAAUUCAUGAGAACAAAAUCCCAUAUUGAAAAUCCUCACCAUCGAGCAUUUCAAGCAGCAGGAGCCAUACAAAAACCCAUAAGGACUGCCUCUCAGCAAGGAGCUAAGCUGAAGACACGAGGUGGGCCUUCAAAUCCAUCUUUCCAAAUGGGAUUCAAUCCUAUGGCCAACAGCAAAUUUUUGCUCAGCUCUCAGUUCAAAUCCAAUCAGCCCAAGUCGUGCCAGGCCAAGCAGUCCCAGCACAACCCUCUCAACCUGUGUUCUCUCAACCCAAACUCGUUCAGACAAAUCCACUCAGCACCAGCCCUCCAAGUCUCAGUCCUCCCAAUCUAAGCCUUCUCAGCCCUAGACCUCCCAAGCUAAACCUUCUCCAUCCAGACCCACUCAGCCCAAGCCAUGCCAGCCCCAAUCCUCCCACUCUAGGCCUUCCCAGCCCAGACGCACUCAACACAAGUCAUUUCUGACUGGUCCUUCUCAGGCUAAGGCAUAUGACCCACGAGCAGGGCCCAGGAGGGUAGGGAAGCAUUAAAGUCCUUACUCUGGAGACCUAUGAAAUGUAUCCUUUGCCCAGGCCUUUCCUAUCAUAUAUAUAGUAACCUGAAGAAGAGUGGCAGUGAUGGUAAAAGAGUACUAUCAUUAGCAUGACACAGAUAGCAAGAUAUGCACAGCCUAAUUGGAUAUCAUAAAAAUAUCUAUAAGAAUUGUGUCCCUAAAAAAAAGGAAAAAUACGAAAAGAGUAAAGAAUAGAAUCAAGCAGUAAAUAAACGAAUUGAAUACAACCUUGAGUAUUAGGUAAUAUAUAACCUGAAUCCAGGGAAUGGGGGCUGUAAGACAAUUUCACUUGGAAAAGAGUGGGGAUGAUGCCUUUAGUUGCAAAGUGACCAUAAAAUAGGGCGCAAGUUGCGUCAGUGUUGCAAGAAAAACUGCCCUAGAUGUUGGCUGCUCUAGAGGUGUUUUGGUCAAAAAUUUUUGGUUUGAUAUCAGCUGCUAAGCAGGUAACCUUGUUUGUUUGGAAUGUUUAAAUCAACUUGCUUGUGAUAAUAGCCCCAAAUUGCUCGGAUGAUAAAACUCAAUUGACCCUUACAUAUAGAAAUAAUGAACUAACAACCAAUGAAAUUAAUCAUUUUGCCUUAACUUUGGGAAUGAUCUGUGUAUGUUUCAUAUUUUAAAUGUUUGUAGUGGUUAAGAUAAUUUGGCUAAUUAGAGGAUCUGAUAUAUUAGCCUCAUGACUCUAACUUAAAAUGUAUAAUCGAAUUUUUAAUUUUAGAGUUCUGAUUUUUUUAAGUUGAAAAGAUUAAGAUAGGUUUACACAGUUUGUAAAAAGCAUUGAAAUGUUUAAGAGAACUUAAGAUUCACAUAAUUCUCAACUUUAAUUUAUUAGAUACAUUAUUCUAAACAUUUGGUUAAGUUCUGCUUGUUAGAAGCAGUAAGUAGAAGGAAUAUUAAAUUUAAAAUAUUUAAGUGAGGUUUAAUUAACCAAGUUUGUGAGUGACACCAAAUAUUAAUAAAAGACCACUUUAUUUAUUUAUUUAUUUUUAGCAAAUAAGUUUAACUUUAAUUUGAUUUUUGUGUGAUUAAUCUAAGUAUUAUAAUUAUAACAGAAACCAAAUAGCUUUCAAAUUUCUACAAUUAAAAAAUAAAUUUUGUGGGGUUUUAGCAGAUUGCUUUAGCUUCUCAGUAGAAUGAAACAUUUAUCUAAUAUCUCUGUUACAAGGGUCUCCAAAGACUUCAUGGAUAUUAUCUUAAUUUUAUUCUUGCAACAUCUAAAAGUCUACUUUAAAGAAAGAUGUUAAAAUUCACUAGAUUUAGAAAUAAAAUAAUAGGAUUUGUAAGUUGAAUAAAGAGCCCUGCUUUUUGAAUCUGUAACUUUUAUAAAAUUAACAUUAGUUUUAAGUACUAAAAUAGGCCCACGUCUUUUCUGGGUAAAAAAAAAUCCAAAAUUGUCUUCAAAGACACACAAAAAAAUCCUAUUAAUAAAAAGAUGAGAAAUGAUCUUUGAAAAGGAAUAAUUAAUCUCUUAAAAAUGUUUAAUUAAACAUUUCCAUAUGACAAUAGGUAUCCUUCAUUUGUGCAUGUAUUAAACAAUCAAUAUUGAGUAUUUAGAAGGUGUUCAGUCUCUCUCUAGGUUACUGUACGGGUGAAGAAAGAAAUAGAGGACUAUGCAUAUGAAUUUUUGUCUUCUGGCAGGCAAAAAAGCAUAAUAAUAAAAGAUUAAGUUCAAAACUACAAAAUCUUUGGUGUAAAAGUGAAGUUUCUCACAAAAAUAACCUUUUUGUUGUUUAAACUUUUGAAAUGAGCAAUAAUAGUGCUGGUUUUUUUUUUUUUUUUUUUUUGGUGGUACCCGGGCCUCUCACUGUCAUGGCCUCUCCCGUUGCGGAGCACAGGCUCCGGACGCGCAGGCUGAGCGGCCAUGGCUCAUGGGCCCAGCCUCUCCACGGCAUGUGGGAUCUUCCCGGACCGGGGCACGAACCCGUGUCCCCUGCACCGGCAGGCGGAUUCUCAACCACUGCGCCACCAGGGAAGCUCAGUAGUGCUGUUUUUAAAAACUUUUCUCUAUAUCCUUCUUCAAGAUUAGUUCCUGGAGGACAGAGCUUGUUGGGUUAUUGUCACCAAUAGAUUCUGUAUCAGCCUGGGGUUAAUACUAUAUAUAUGGUACAUUCAAAUUAUACAAUUUCAGGAGAGUUUAAUAAACGGACUAUUUAUAAAGGGCUAGGCAAUAUGUAAAAACAGUACAAAGGAGAGUGCAGUACCCUGGAUCUAGUAAAAGCAAGGCAUAUUACUACUCCAAGGUCUCAAGGGAAGGUGGGGGGAGUGCUUUCCCUGAUCAGAAGAGCUGUGUGGGAAGGGUCUUGGGUCUGGGUGGUUGCAGUGACCCACAGGGAGGUAUUCCAGGGAAUACAGUAAGUCCCCUACAAAUGAAUGAGUUCUGUUCCGAGAGCAUGUUCAUAAGUCCAACAAAGUUAGCCUAGGUACCCAACAAACACAAUCUGCUAUAUAGUACUGUACCGUAAGUGGUUUAUAAUACUUUUCACACAAAUAAUACGUAAGAAACACAAAAAAUAAAACAUUUUUAAUCUUAUAAUACUGUACCAUGAAAAGUUCAGUAGUACAGUACAACAGCUGGCAUAAGGGACUGGCAUCGAGUGAACAGGCAAGAAGGGUUACUGACUGGAGGAGGGAGAGGAGGUGGGAGAUGGUAGAGCUGAAGGAUCCUCAGCAAUAGGAGACGGAGGGCGAGCUGCAAUUUCACUCACGCCUGACGCUGAUGGCACAGCCUUGCUGGAACCGGAUGCACGUUCGCAUCUUUGUUCUUUGUUUUGUUUUUUUUAAUUAUUUAUUUAUGUAUUUAUUUUUUGGCUGUGUUGGGUCUUUGUUGCUGCCCUCUGACUGUCUCUAGCUGCGGCGAACGGGGGCUACUCUUCAAGGCGGCGUGCGGGCUUCUAAUUGCGGUGGCUUCUCUUGUUGCAGAGCAUGGGCUCUAGGAGCACAGGCUUCAGUAGUUGCAGCACGAGUGCGUGGGCUUCAGCAGUUGUGGUUCGCGGGCUCAGUAGUUGUGGUGCACGGGCUUAGUUGCUCCUCGGCACGUGGGAUCUUCCCAUACCAGGGAUCAAACCCAUGUCCCCUGCAUUGGCAGGCGGAUUCUUAACCACUGUGCCACCAGGGAAGUCCUACGUUCGCAUCUUUGAAAGUUCUCAACUUGAAGGUUCGUUAUGUAGGAGACUUACUGUUAAAUAUCUAUUCCUUACCUCUGAUCUGCCAGUACGCCCCCUUGACCAAACCCAACCAGAAAACAGAGAACAAGGAGGCCAUCUAGGCUGUUCAUGUAGGUCAGCCUUUUAGGGUUCAGAGUAGGGUGGAGAAUGGAUCCAGAGGGGCAAACAGAGGGUAACCAACAGAUUCUUCUUUCCAUUCCAUUCUUCCUUUUUUCCUCUUGUUUACUUUCUUCCUUCUCUCAUAUUUAUUUAUCGAGCAUCUAUUAUGGGUGAGUCAUUGGACUCAGAACUGAGAAGACAUGGAAACAGAAUGAGAAUCCUACUAUAGCUGUGAGAUCCUGUAAAUCUGUGUGGUUCCUCCCUAUUGUAAAACUAUAAGCUCAUUAUACAUGGUUUUGAAAAUGCAGGAAUAGACAAAGAAGAAAGGAACAUAAAAGUAACCCUUAACCCUGGUGGUCCAGUGGUUAAGACUUCGCACUUCCAAUGCAGGGGGUGCGGGGUCCAUCUGGGGAACUAAGGUACCACAUGCUGUGCAGUGUGGCCAAAAAAAAAAAAAAGUAAUCUGUAAUUUCAUCACUUAGAGUAGCUAGUAAUAUAGUCCUCUAACUCACUAAUAACAUUUUCAUGUAUUUUUUCUGUUUAUGAAUUUACAGACAGUACUCUAUUACAUUUUUGCGUCUGUACCAGGGUUGCUGUGGCAAAGUCAAACAUAGUGUUAGGGGCAGGCAGUAUAAACAGGAUGAAAUAUUGGUUUUCCAGAUGUCUUAAGAAAGUCUGGGGCUUCCCUGGUGGUGCAGUGGUUAAGAAUCCUCCUGCCAAUGCAGGGAACACGGGUUCGAGCCCUGGUCUCUGAAGAUGCCACAUGCCGCGGAGCAACUAAGCCUGUGCGCCACAACUACUAAGCCUCUGCUCUAGAGCUGGUGAGCCACAACUACUGAAGCCGGCGCGUCUGGAGCCCAUGCUCUGCAAUAAGAGAAGCCACCGCUGUGAGAAGCCCACGCCCCGCAACGAAAAGUAGCCCCUGCUCGCUGCAACUAGAGAAAGCCUGCGCGCAGCAACAAAGACCCAACGCAGCCAAAAAUAAAAUAAUUGAUUAAAAAAAAAAAAAAAAAGGAUGGGGCUUCCCUGGUGGCGCAGUGGUUGAGAGUCAGCCUGCCGAUGCAGGGGACGUGGGUUCGUGCCCCGGUCCGGGAGGAUCCCACGUGCCGCGGGGUGGCUGGGCCCAUGAGCCAUGGCCGCUGGGCCUGCGCGUCCGGAGCCU
This is a messenger RNA of Orcinus orca (killer whale), 6283 nucleotides long. RefSeq names its product caspase recruitment domain-containing protein 6-like. Lineage: Eukaryota; Metazoa; Chordata; Mammalia; Artiodactyla; Delphinidae. The record is from RefSeq and is a predicted model, not a curated record. The transcript has a single exon. Bases 9 to 758 code for a protein of 249 amino acids.